Molecule: messenger RNA, 1459 nt
Organism: Poecilia latipinna (sailfin molly)
Lineage: Eukaryota; Metazoa; Chordata; Actinopteri; Cyprinodontiformes; Poeciliidae
Product: calcium homeostasis endoplasmic reticulum protein-like
Exons: 9
Coding region: 188-1444 (418 amino acids)
Biological process (GO): RNA processing; intracellular calcium ion homeostasis
Cellular component (GO): perinuclear region of cytoplasm
Molecular function (GO): RNA binding
Source: RefSeq, a predicted model, not a curated record
GGUAUGUGGACUAGUAACUCCUCCCCUCUUCGCGCUGCUUCUGUUAAGUUCUUCCGGUGGACAACAACGGAAUUAUGUUAUGUUUUUGCUCAUUUUUGAGGGUCGUUGGAUGAAAAAUAGAAUAUUUCAGCUAUAAUAGCCGCUUUAUACCCUGAGCUACAACGUUUGACUGUGACACAGAACCAACAUGGACGUCCCGAACCCUCCUGAAGAUCAAGAGCUGAGGAAUGUGAUUGACAAACUGGCCCAGUUUGUGGCUCGGAAUGGGCCUGAGUUUGAAAAGAUGACCAUGGAGAAGCAGAAGGACAACCCAAAAUUCUCCUUCCUAUUUGGGGGAGAAUAUUUCAGCUACUAUAAGUGCAAGCUUGCUAUGGAGCAACAGCAACAUCUUUUCAACCCAGGAAACAAAGAUGUGGUUGACAUUCCCCAUCCAUCAAUGCAGCUGGUUCCUCCACCUCCAGUUGCUCUGUCAGCUGCGCCCUCGAUAGAUGAGCUCAUUCAACAGAGCCAGUGGAACCUGCAGCAACAAGAGCAGCACCUCCACACUCUCAGACAGGAGCAAGUGACGGCUGCCAUCACCCUGGCAAUGGAGCAGCAGAUCCAGAAGCUUCUGGUAGAAACUCAGUUGGACAUCACGGAGUUCGACAACCUGCUGCAGCCCAUUAUCGACACAUGCACUAAAGAUGCCAUCUCUGCUGGUAAAAACUGGAUGUUCAACAAUGCUAAGGGGCCACAGCACUGUGAACUGAUGGCAUCACACCUUCGUAAUCGCAUCACUGUUGACAGCGCACAUUUUGAGCUCCGCCUACACCUCAUCUAUUUAACCAAUGACGUUCUUCAUCACUGCCAGCGGAAGCAGCAGAAGGAUUUGUUGGCGGCAUUGCAGAAGGUUGUUGUUCCCAUCUACUGCACUAGUUUUCUAGCAGUAGAGGAAGAGAAGCAGCAGAAAAUUACCCGGUUGCUGCAGCUUUGGGAGAAGAACGGGUAUUUUGAUGAUGAGACCAUCCAGCAGCUGCAGAACCCAGCACUUGGCAUUGGACAGUACCAGGCUUCCCUUAUAACAGAGUAUGCUGCUGUGGUGCAGCCCAUCCAGCUGGCCUUUCAGCAGCAGAUUCAGGCUUUAAAGACCCAACAUGAGAAGUUUGUUACUAGUUUGAAGCAGCAGCAGACUUGCCCUGCAGGAACAGCAGCCCCCCCUGCUGAAGCUGAAAAAGCCCCGCCUAUUACAACCCAAGCCGGUGCAGGAGAUGGGAAGCCUCCUGUGAUUGGCCCUCCUCCAGGAGACUUUGAUGGAGUUGCACCCAGAUCACAGGACCCUAAAAACUCCAGUGGGCCAUCUGAUAUGCCAUCCAACAAGCCUACGUGGUUUGAGCCUCAGCAUGUUGGACCCUGGAACCCCAACCAGCCGGUAAACGUCCACGUGUCUCUGAUUUGUGAAAAGUAACAACCUUCUUCAUGG